Messenger RNA from Hypanus sabinus (Atlantic stingray), 5039 nucleotides. RefSeq lists its product as uncharacterized. Lineage: Eukaryota; Metazoa; Chordata; Chondrichthyes; Myliobatiformes; Dasyatidae. The transcript has 21 exons. Bases 293 to 3409 code for a protein of 1038 amino acids. The record is from RefSeq and is a predicted model, not a curated record.
GGCGGAGCAGGGUCGCGAUCUUAAUUUUUUAUAUAUCAGUAAUAUACAGCAUAUUGUCGCAAUAAGACUGAAUUUAGAAUUUCAGUUCCACAUUUGAUGUGAGCCACACCCCGAGUUUGACGUUCACCAUUUCCUGUUGCUGAUUCCGGUCAGCUCGAUCUCCGUCAGUCGGUGUCCCGGUCCUGGAGGGUUGAGGAUCCCGGCGUGUUCGAGGUACCGGUCGGAGGAACCUGAGACUCUGGAAACGUCCCUCAAUCCACCGGGAGUUUCGGCUCCUGCUCGGCACUCGGACAUGUUGUUACUCCUUCUCCAGUUCGUGCUCGUUGUGGUGAACGCGGAAGAUAAAGGUAAACAAAAGGUUGGUGUCCUUGGCUCAUCAGUUUUACUGGAUCCUGAACUCAAAGUUGAUCCCAGCAAGAGUGAAAAAGUUUGGACCUUCAACGGCAGGAGCAUUUUGCUUCAUGUCCCAGGUCACAGCUCAGUGGAACCGAGUGACCAGUUCAAGUUUCGUCUGCACUUUAAUACCUCUAAUGGUGCUCUGACUGUGAAUGGAGCAGAACGUGGUGACCAAGGAAAUUACACCUUCAUUGUGGGUGGACAAGAGCUGAGAAUAAUACAACUACGCCUCUUUGAUAAGCUGUCAAAAGCUUCCAUAUCUACCAAUAUCAAAUCACUGGGUUUCACGGUCGAGCUCACCUGUGAUGUCUUUGGAGAUCCGUAUGUGUAUCAGUGGCAAAAGAAUGGAGGGGAAAUCUCCCAGCGUCACCAACUAACAGAUGGAAACAGAACACUUGUUAUCUCAGGCUCUUCAUGCGAAGACCGUGGAGUGUACACCUGCAUCACAACCAAUCCUGCCAGCUCCAUCCAGACAAACUACACCUUAAUGUUGCGAGGGUUUUCCCUCAAUGGUGUUAUACUGAUUGCUGUAUUGACUGCAGGACAGGUGAUUUCUGCAGCAUCUCUUCAGUCAGCCGUGUUACCAGACCAGAGGAGGUGGAAAACCCUCGGAGGAUGUCUGGGAUACAGAUUUUAUUUUCUAAUCCUGUGGAUCUGUAAUACUUUGUCACUUAUCGCCAUGUACAUUGUGUUCGUGUAUUGGUCUGUGGUUGGAGGCAUUUCACAAUUGGACUUGGUUGUGAUUUGUGUGAUGAUCAUAGGAUUGCAGCUUUCUUCACUUUAUAUCAAUGCACUUCCGUAUGUGAGCAAGAUCUGGGAACUACUGGAAGGUUCACAUACAUUCAGAAUUUUGUCGAGGAAUAUAUCCGUCUUUUAUACUAUCCUCAAGGAUUGUGUCAUCGUUGCCUGGAUCAUCAACAUUACGAGUUUUGGCCUUCCCACUGUGGGAAUUGUCAGCUUCGUCUUGUCAUUCGUACUGCCAAUUGCGUUCAUUUUAAUUCCAGAAUGCUUGGUGUUAAAGAAGGAAUUGGACAAAGAUAGAGUUAAAGAAGAGGUUGGUCUCGUUGGCUCAUCAGUUUUACUGGAUCCGGAACUCAAAGUUGAUCCCAGCAAGAGUGAAAUAGUUUGGACCUUCAACGGCAGGAGCAUUUUGCAUCAUGUCCCAGGUCGCAGCUUAGUGGAACUGAGUGACCAGUUCAAGUUUCGUCUGCACUUUGAUACUGCUAAUGCUGCUCUAACUGUGAAUGGAGCAGAACAUGGUGACCAAGGAGUUUACACCUUCAUUGUGGAUGGACAAGAGCUGAGAAUAAUACAACUACGCCUCUUUGAUAAAGUUAAACAAGAGGUUGGUGUCCUUGGCUCAUCAGUUUUACUGGAUCCUGAACUCAAAGUUGAUCCCAGCAAGAGUGAAAUAAGUUGGACCUUCAACGGCAGGAGCAUUUUGAAUCAUGUCCCAGGUCACAGCUUAGUGGAACAGAGUGACCAGUUCAAGAUUCGCCUGCACUUUAAUACUUCUAAUGGUGCUCUGACUGUGAAUGGAUCGGAACGUGGUGACCAAGGAGAUUACACCUUCAUUGUGGACAGACAAGAGCUGAGAAUAAUACAACUACGCCUCUUUGAUAGAGUUAAAGAAGAGGUUGGUCUCGUUGGCUCAUCAGUUUUACUGGAUCCGGAACUCAAAGUUGAUCCCAGCAAGAGUGAAAUAAGUUGGACCUUCAACGGCAAGCGCAUUUUACAUCAUGUCCCAGGUUGCAGCUUAGUGGAACAGAGUGAGCAGUUCAAGUUUCGUCUGCACUUUAAUACUUCUAAUGGUGCUCUGACUGUGAAUGGAGCAGGACAUGGUGACCAAGGAAAUUACAGCUUCAUGGUGGAUGGACAAGAGCUGAGAAUAAUACAACUACGCCUCUUUGAUAAAGUUAAACAAGAGGUUGGUGUCCCUGGCUGUUCAGUUUUACUGGAUCCGGAACUCAAAGUUGAUCCCAGCAAGAGUGAAAUAAUUUGGACCUUCAACGGCAGGAGCAUUUUGCAUCAUGUCCCAGGUCACAGCUUAGUGGAACUGAGUGACCAGUUCAAGUUUCGUCUGCACUUUAAUACUUCUAAUGGUGCUGUGACUGUGAAUGGAACAGAACGUGGUGAUCCUGGAGUUUACACCUUCAUUGUGGAUGGACAAGAGCGGAGAGUAAUACAACUACACCUCAUUGGUGAUUCCAUCAAGGACGUUUUAAUUGAUGGCUUAUGGACAGUUCUCCUGAUUUUUCCAGUCAUAGGUGUUAUAUGUUUGUCACACUUGAUCUGGAAGUAUCCUCAAAAAGUGUUUCUGUUCCUCGGAGGUUACCUUAAUCUGAUAUUCUUACUUGGCAUUUCUGUCAGCAAUUUGACUCCAGGUUUUUACAGCAAGGACACUGUCACAAUUGCUGUGUCAAUCACAAUGGUGGUGUUGCUUGUAGUGGUUUUUAUUUCAUUGCUGAUUCUUUGGUGGAAAGCACGUCGGUAUUACAACGGUGAUAGAUUUCAAAGACAGAUAUCGGUCUAUAAUGUUGGAUUUCUCCUUGUCAUCGUCAUUGCUACAAUUUCCUGGAUGGUGUUUAAAGGCCUCAGACCAGAGGAUGUAGGAGUUGUCAUUACAUUGAUGGUGGGACUAGUGUUUCCUGCAGCAUAUGCUAUUAUAUUCAUGUGCUGGUCAAGGAAAGAAUACCCAGACGACAAGCGGUGGUGGUGGUGCCUGAAUAUUUGUAACAUUGUGGCUCUUGUCUUCAUCCUCAUUGCCUUCAUUUGCUGGAUUGUGUCUGAAGAUCAAAGCUGCAAGACCAACAUUCCAAUCUGGAUCCUGUUAGCUCUAUUCGGGGUCACAGUUGUGAUAGCGUUGUCCAGAUUCUUUCCAGUUUGCAGCAGAAACAAAGGAACUAAUGAGAACAAUCGUGCUGAUAAAAAACAGGAUUGUGGAGAAGUGCAGGAAUUACAAACUCUCAGCCCAGGUCAUGAAGCUGAACCUGAAAAUCAUGCGGUCUGUUAGAAGGGACACGGCAGCCUUCAGUUCCAGAGGUGACUGUGAGGGCAGGUUCUGUGUCCCUGCUGUAGACUGGAGCCUGGAAAAUCCUUCCCUCCGACAGUGGGAACAUGGUGCUCUGCAGCUGUAACUUGUCUCACCCUGAGUGAGAACAACACUGCACUCAUUUCAGCUCUCAGCUUCUGGUGAGAAAUUCAAUCCUUGAUGACCUGGCAAAAUUCUCAUUGGCACCGGAAUCAUUUUAAGGAACCAUGUAAGAGGAGCCCAGAGGGGCUCGGUCCACAAGACCUUAUGGGUUUGUCUCUGAUUUAGAUCUCCAGAAGGUGCAAUAACUACAUAAUAUGUGCUUCAGAAGACAGUCCUGACUGCAAUCUGGGACAUCAAAUGCAGCUCCCACACACAGCUGAACUGCUUUGCCUGAUGAAGACAACCACAAUCAGGUUUAUUGUCACUGUGUUAUGAGAUGAAAUUUGUUGUUUUGUGACAAGAUCACUGCCUCUCAGAUUCCUCGCCUCGGGAUCAUUCAUUGCUGAUCUCUACCACCUCUCACACUUUACUCCUUGCUGCUGCCUGGCUGGAGCCCUGGAGGGUCACCAAGGCCCCUUGUACAACAAGCACCUCUUGUGGUUAAUGUUCCCCUCCAGAAUGACAAGGUCUCUCUGAGUCCCUCUCCUUUCCCAUCAUUUCCAAUCUGAUUGUGAAGCAGCAGCACUUCCUAUUGCUUGUAUUUGUUUGUGCCAUCGAGGCUGACUUCCCCUGUCGUAGCAGAGAGGUGAAGUGCUGGCAGCUGAGAGAGAUCAAACUGAACAUCCCGAUGUCACCAUUUUCACUCUCGGCCAUGGCAUUGCUCUUCCAUCACGUCAGUGUUCAGGAGUUACCCUUUGUACCCUCGCAGGAGUCAGUUGGAACUGGAGUUCCUGGAAUCUGUGCAAUGAAAUCACCCGGCUACAGUUUCAGGACAAUAAUCCCCAUUCAUACACGGAUCGUUAACCCUGAGUAUAAUAAUGAGGCCGGCAUCAUCCAACUCGGAGUGACACAUCAGUGAUGAGCAUUUUCUUCAUCAAUCUACAAACAUCCAACUAUUACUCCUGAGCCAUCCUGAGAAGGGUCACAGAGUCACACAGCACAGAAACAGGCCCUUCGGCCCACCAAGUCCAUGCUGACCUUGUUACCCCUCUCCACUGAUCCCAUUUGCAAUCAUUGUGGGAUCUGCAUCAAAUUUGUCAUUUUCCUGCCCAGAUGGUCUGCUGUUAGUUAAACUGAGGACAGUGUGUAGACUCCACCCCACCUUUGUGUUGUUAUAUCAGACUAAACCAGUGAAUCUAAGCCCAUUUUGUACAAGUAUUAAAACUGCUCUGGCUGUUACACUGAUGCUGUCAUCAGAAAUCCCAUAAAGAUUGUGAUUUUCCCCAGUACCAAUACCAGUUACAGCAUUUCCUCACAAAGUCCCUCCCAUUUCUGUACAGUGAGCAGUGAAACUGCAGUAAAACUCUGAGUUUGAAUGUUGUAUUGGAGGGUGAUUUUGGAAUAUUUUAAUUCUAUACUCUUAUGUACAUGUGUACGUUUGUAUUUUAAACAUGUUGCCUGAUGCUUCUUUCUGUGCCAUUACUGAUUAAAUAAACCACUUCUGUUUUGC